CGAAGAAGUAUCGCAACCGAUUUCAAAAAAUUCACAUUCAGACCACGUCAUUUCCUAUUCGAUUCAUUCGUUAUUUAACUGUAUUUAUUUAUUUAAAAAUUGAUUUAUAUUUGGAAUGUUAGUUUUUUCCGGAAAGUUAUCCUGGACUGUUUAAGCUUUAUAAAUAUUGUGAACAUAAUUUUUGUAGUAAGUGUAAAACAAAAUUUGAACUUGAAAAAUAUCGAAAAAGAGCAAAACCAAUUUACGUUGUUUUUUGGCCAUUCGAAUUUGUGGGUUUUUAACACAAAGCUGGCUGUAGUGACGAUUUCUUUAAAAUAAAAGAUAUCAUUAAUUUUCAAAAACCAUGUCGAAUUGUCGUGUACUGUGCGUGCUGACUGUUGUAAUUGCUUUGCUGGGCAUAGGCACAUCAGUCUAUGGGGGACCCGCCAGAUCAAUGGCUGCUCGGACAAUGGCAAAGAUCCCACGUGCUAUUCGUGCACCUUAUCGAAAUAAUGAAAUAAUGACCGCUCGCGGUUUCGGAAAACGGAGCCAAAUGACUAAGAUUAAUGACGACAUUCCAUGGUCAAUGGAUAAAUUUGACGCUCAAGAUAGUUCAAGUGACAAUGAUGAUUCCAUACCAAAACUAUUAAAUUCACAAUUUGAAGAAAGUUAUCCAAUUGAGUUGAUUGUUCAAGAAACGUUGGGAAAUCCCGCUUUUCUGCGUUCAAUUCUGAACCGUUACGUCGACACGAAUCAUGAUGGGCAAAUUUCGUUACGAGAAUACAUCGAUGUUGCAUCACCUGUUGCUAAUGGUUUAAUUUAAAUUAUAUACUUUACAAAAAUUUUGAUUUUUUUUAUUCGGAUAAUUUAAGCGCCAAAUAGAUCAAAAAUUUAUUUUGAUGGACACAAAAAUUUUGAAUAAAAGAUGUAACAUAUCAAGUUUCUGUAGAGUUUGGGAUAUCUUCAAUGCAAAAUUUCUCAUAUGUUUAACUGUUAUGCAAACCGAAAAAGCCACUGAAAAAAAUCAAA
Molecule: messenger RNA, 1008 nt
Organism: Contarinia nasturtii (swede midge)
Lineage: Eukaryota; Metazoa; Arthropoda; Insecta; Diptera; Cecidomyiidae
Product: allatotropins-like
Exons: 4
Coding region: 344-802 (152 amino acids)
Source: RefSeq, a predicted model, not a curated record